AAACGGCACAGUCGACGUGGGCCAAAAACGCCUCAGACGCCUGUUGUCAUGGCUUAGUCUGAUGUCUGCCCCUCCUAGAGAAGAAAAAACAAUCAGAAUGAACUAGCAUUUCUCCUUUAUGCAUUGCAGCUUUGUCUGUCUGCUCCCUUCCCCGAUUUAGCUACGCCAUUUGGCGCGUUCAAGGCCUCCUGUCGGGCCAGGCGACAUGUCAAUGUCGAGCCCUGCGGCGAUCUUUCAUCACGGGCUACGAUGUACCAAAAUCCACAAAAAAUCAGCCGUGGCAGUACCCUCAACCACCUCCUUGUCAGCCCUAACUUCUUCCCUGACUUCAACGGCAUCUGAUGCUGCGGAUGAGACCCUGGCUCCCACACAACGGGUAGAGCCUUUAUUCAACAGCCUUGACACUCCAAGUACACAAGAGAUAAAAGUACCGCCACCAGCUGUGGAAACAACUGCUUCGCAGACGUCACAGACAGCGGAUGUGGCACCGGUGGUCGCCGCUACGACGACGCCAACGGCUGUUACGACCACUACAGCUGUUCCAAACAUACCGUCGGUUGCACCCGCCAAUUCUCUCCCAAGCACCGAGGAUGAAGUAAACACAAAAAUUUUGUCCUCUUCGCACGAUGCAGCCUAUGAGGUCACAGCACUACCGUCGCGUGUAACACCGAAUUUCUCCAGCCCUUCAUAUAGCCCGACAAUACCUGUGCAUACACCUAUACCUACGAUCAAUUCCACAACAUCCUUUACAUUAGUCUCAACAACCACUGGAAGUGUUCCUUCCCAGACUCAUUCGCUUCGAGAACCUCCAGCCUCGUCCGAGGACAACAAGGGCAGUGCCUCGCUGCGUACCAUCCUAGGUAGCGCUCUGGGUGCGGCGGCCUUUCUCGUCCUCGCAAUUCUGAUAUGUUUUCUCAUCCUUCGUAACCGACGGAAAACAAAAGGCGGCCAGAGUGUCGGAGGCAGUGAAAAGCCACUACACAAUGGCCGAAAGUCACCAGACUCCGGGGCUGGAUUAUACCACGAGUAUCGGUCCAAUGCCUCGAAAGUGUCCGACACUUCUUCAACCCGUUCAAUGUACAAUUACAUACCUAAUGCACCACUAAUGCCCAACUACGAGGAUCAUCAUGAUCCCAAUCAGCAACAACCAAGUCAUCACUCCAGUCCUUACUCCAACCCAGCUGAAAUCUCGCCGACGAUGCGAGAAAACGCCUAUCACAUACGAAACACUGUCCGAUACCCGUUCCUCGACGACCCUCAGCAUACGGGACGACCCAGCUUCCCUCGACGACCCGCAUCCCUUCCUUUAUCCUUCGCCUCUUCGGAAAGUCAUCGACGUCCUGGAAUUCCUUUCGUGCGUGACGAAGGGUCGAUGUACGGUAGCGAUCGCAGCCUAGGCAGCACUAUCUUCCUCCCGGGGCGUAGCAGCUCCGGUAGCAGCCUGCGGCGAUUCAGCUACGGCGCGUCGGCGGCCGAACUAGGUCUCUGCUCGCCAACUGAAUCGGUGGCGCGAAGCAGCACGCGCAGCGAUCCAUUUGAUCUGGAGAUUCCCGCCAGAGUGAUGGACCGAAAUAGUGCUGCCACUAUCACCCGGGCCCAGGUAUAAUCGAGAGGCACGGAGACACAGCGUGUUGCUGUUUAUGAAUCCCGAAGCGAGCAACUUCUUUUCGUUGCUCGUCUUCAAACCGAGGUCUCUGAUCAACGAAGAUAUGUGA
Aspergillus steynii IBT 23096 is the source of this 1715-nucleotide messenger RNA. RefSeq lists its product as uncharacterized. The transcript has 2 exons. The record is from RefSeq and is a predicted model, not a curated record. The coding region runs from base 206 to 1606 and encodes 466 amino acids. NCBI's taxonomy places the organism in Eukaryota, Fungi, Ascomycota, Eurotiomycetes, Eurotiales, Aspergillaceae.